GCUGCCUCCGCCUUCUUCCUGGUGUUGUUUCUGUGGGUGUUGCUGCUGACAGCGGAGAGACUAAAUCGCAGAAUCAAACUUUCUCUGGGCUGGAGCGGGAUGAGUGUUGAAUCCCUGCGAUCGCUUCUCCCAGGUGCCACAUCUUCUGCUUCACCCUGUGGCACAACCACUGCAGAGGAGCAACAUGCACAGCAGACUGACAGCACGGACAAAACGCCAAGGUGCCCCGUGGUCGUAGAGAAAAAUGCUCACCCCCCUUCAAUCGUCAUCAAUGUCACAACAAACAUCAAGCCUGCCGGUCAAAGCAGGGGCGGAGACUGUGAGUGGGAGGAGCCUGAGGAGACCCAACCUUCCCUACAGGAGAUGGAGAUGAAGCUGCAGGAGAUCUGCGCCAUGGCUGCAGGUCAAACCCUGGAGGAGCUGGAUUACGACACGGUGCACGACCUCUCCCUGCUGCUGGACGCAGGGGGCCGCGGUGGAGCCGUGCAAAGGUUGGGUCACGCCUUGGGGGUCCCAGCUGAGGUCCUCAGCAACCUGCACGGCUUCCAGGAGCUCUUCCGCUACCUGCGCACCUCCACCUACACGCUCUUACCGCAGCUGGCCCAGGCGGUCGCCACGCUGCACCGCCCCGAUGUGGUGGCCAGGAUGCAUCGGAGCCUGUUGACGCGGCGCUCAGGGGCCAGUGGCACUCGGGCCCGGGAAUCAGGGCUGCACUGAUCCACGGGAACGGCCUGGUGCGGCUACGCAGCUCUCUGACACCCAUCCUGCCGUAAGAAAUCAGGGGCAAAACUGUGGCGAGUGCCACCAAGAAAGAAACACCACGGUGUGUUCAGGGAGAUCCUUUUACACACCCCUUUGUCCGAACAGUCCCGAUGCAAUUCCUUCACCCUGGAUUUAAGCAUUAUGUCAGGAAGAAAAUACAUAGGGGUAGCGCAGGGGUAUCUGAUGUGAGUUGUGGGUUCGUGUCCGAGCUGCGUCCGCUCCGGUGGGGGGCGUGUCUCCGUGCCCCCUAGAUUACCACAUGACUUAGUGUCUUAGCUGUGAUUUUAUAUCUCACCGGGACAGCUUGUUUGCUGAAGUGUGCCAGAGCAGUGGCCCUUAAUGGUCACCGAAUGUUAUAAGUGGAAGCCGAUUGUUUGAUUCUUGUUUCCAAAGCGAUAGACAGCAUGCCGAGGUGCACUAUGUCUCCUCAAACCCUUGUAUCAGUGAGCCCCCCCGCUGCUGAACCCUUUCUGAGUGUUAAAUAACACUGUGACCCCUGCAUUAUUCAGCCCAGUGUAACUGAGCCCAGAACAAGGUGAGCACUAAUGUGUCGGCCAUUAAAAAUGAACGAGGAGGCUCGAGUUGGGGGGGUGUGAAGGGGCGAUAUGGGCUGGCAACGAAAACACGGAGGCGUGCGAUGAGGUGGAGAGCUCAGUUCUUAUUGGAAGUGGCGCUAAGGGGUCUUAACUGCUGCAAUGCAGUCUCUCCUUGCUAACCCCCCCCAACACCCAGGCUUGCUCGCCCCUGUAAAUAUGUACGGUAAACGGUAACAAUGAACGCGGUCCCCAUCUGUCUCAGAGCAAGCAGACAUGUUCACAUCUUUGACAACAGCAUCGCUAGUCGUUCAGUUCCCCAAAUGCAAUGCUCUCUCUUUUACUGCUAUUACUGUUAUUUUUGUUGCUAUUAUUUAGCCAGCAUCUUAUUGCAUGAUGAUGGAAGAAAGAACAUGGGGGAGAAAAUAAAAAUUUGUAUGGUGACUUGGGUGGGGGAGGGGGUGCAUUUGUGCAGAGGAUUAAGGUGAAUGGAGGGCAGCAUAAUUUGUAAUAAAGAUGAAUUACCAUCCAUGGAGACUUUAUGGUCACCCGUAUGUA
This is a messenger RNA of Scleropages formosus (Asian bonytongue), 1853 nucleotides long. RefSeq lists its product as uncharacterized. The record is from RefSeq and is a predicted model, not a curated record. The transcript has 5 exons. Bases 100 to 717 code for a protein of 205 amino acids. Lineage: Eukaryota; Metazoa; Chordata; Actinopteri; Osteoglossiformes; Osteoglossidae.